Messenger RNA from Crotalus tigris (Tiger rattlesnake), 9296 nucleotides. RefSeq names its product UHRF1 binding protein 1 (gene BLTP3A). The transcript is spliced from 21 exons. Gene Ontology annotation, molecular function: histone deacetylase binding. NCBI's taxonomy places the organism in Eukaryota, Metazoa, Chordata, Lepidosauria, Squamata, Viperidae. The record is from RefSeq and is a predicted model, not a curated record. Bases 186 to 4649 code for a protein of 1487 amino acids.
CUUCGCCGCGGUGGCGGCCGGGAUUCUGGCGGAGCCUACUGGAGGUGGCGUGGGGGAGGAGGGGACGGAGGAUGGCUGGAGCUGCCGGCGUCCGCGGCGGGAGCUGCAAGAACAGCGGUCGUCUACAAAGGGAAUGACGGGGCACUUGGGGCGAUAGAGAGCCCGCGUCCUGUCUCUGGCCCAGAAUGGCUGGUCUCAUCAAGAAGCAGAUUCUGAAGCACCUGUCCAGGUUUACAAAGAAUCUCUCCCCUGAUAAAAUCAACUUGAGCACCCUCAAAGGGCAGGGACAGUUGACUAAUCUAGAACUGGAUGAAGAGGUUCUGCAGAAUUUGCUGGAUCUGCCCACCUGGCUAGCCAUUACUCGAGUUUUUUGCAAUAAGGCCUCCAUUAGGAUCCAGUGGACUAAGUUGAAGACUCAUCCAAUCUGUCUGCUCCUUCCAUGUACUUUCAUACCACUUCUCCAUGUUUUUCUCUUUGUUGUUUCAAAGUAUUUGGAUAAAGUUGAAGUGGAGAUGCGAACAUGUGAAGAGCCCAGGCCACCCAACGGACAGUCUCCCAUUGCUGUUGCUUCAGGACAGAGUGAAUAUGGGUUUGCAGAGAAGGUCGUGGAAGGCAUGUACAUUACUGUCAAUUCAAUUACCAUCAAGAUACACUCCAAGGCCUUCCAUGCAUCAUUUGAGUUAUGGCAGCUUCAAGGAUAUAGUGUCAACCCGACCUGGCAGCAAAGUGAUCUUCGCUUUACCCGAAUCACCGAUUCACAUAAGGGAGAGGUUUUAACAUUUAAAGAACUCACCUGGCAGACUCUUCGAAUAGAAGCUGAUGCUACAGAAAAUGGAGAACAAGAUCCCCUCACUACCCCUCUAAGACUUAUUACUAACCAGGGCAAAAUCCAAAUAUCGCUUAAGAGAAAGACAAAGGAUUGCAAUGUGGUGGCAUCUAAGCUCAUGUUCCUUCUUGAUGACUUGUUGUGGGUACUAACUGACUCCCAGCUUAAGGCAAUGAUGAAAUAUGCAGAGUCCUUGAGUGAAGCCAUGGAGAAAUCAGCUCAGCAGAGAAAAAGUUUGGCUCCUGAACCUGUCCAAACUACACCUCCUAUUCCCAGUACCCAACAGACUUGGCCCCAGUCAUUCGGCAGCACCCAUAAAGCAAUCAGCCAGUAUUUUGAGUUGUAUGAUAUGAAAGAGUCUUCCUAUCACCUUCUUAUUUCCCGUCUGGACCUUCACAUCUGUGAUGAUAGCCACACUCGAGAAACAGGUGCUUCCAACCAUGGUAUAAUGGGAGGUGCAAUGCAAUUAACUUUUAGGAGGAUGGGCUUCGACUAUUAUCCUUUCCACUGGGCAGGAGAUAGCUGCAGACAUUGGGUGCGAUAUUGCGAUGCCAUGGAGACCUGGGUACAUUGGGCAAAAAAACUAGUGAAUGAAUUCCAAAACAAGAUGGGAAAAUAUAGUGAAGAAAUAAGUUCUGCCUGCUUUAAAACUGGAGAGAAGGAAUCUCCCUUGAAAAAGAGACAAGAUGCUGUUUCAAGUUCUCCAAAAAGCUCUACAGAGAAAGGGUUACAUCCAGCCAGCACUCCCCCUCAUGCCUUGCUAGGACUCCAACGACCUGCAUGGAAUAGACUCCGAUCCAGUUGCCUGGUUGUUCGAGUUGACGAUCUGGAUAUUCAUCAGGUUUCUACAGCUGGACAGCAGAGUAAAAAACCUUCAACAUUGCUUUCAUGUAGAAGGAAAUUAUUGAAUCUUCCUGAACAUACGUCAGCAAUCCAUCUAGUAUUCACGGAGUACUAUUUUCCAGACCACACUACUUUUCCAGUCCCAUGUCCAAACUUGUACUUGCAGAUGAAUGGUUUGGUUUUCACUUUGGACACACGGAGCAUACUUUGGGUGAAUUUAUUCUGCCUUGAUCUCUAUCGCAGUCUACAACAGUUUAAAGCUAUAUACAAGCUGGAGAGCUCUGGAAAAAGAGAGGAACACAUUGAUAUUAGAUUGGAUGGCUUUAUGUUAAAGGUAAACAUCCCAGUGGACAAAAAAGUAAUUGAUCACCAGGACCGUCCCCAGGGUCUCUCCAUUUCCACAUCAGAAGUGACAGCUACUAAUACAAGGCAUGCACCUCAUUGCAGCUGUCUAGCCCUGCAGAACCUGUUCCGCAGAUUUGCUGCUUCUGAAUUCUUCCAUUCUAGCUAUACCAAAUUUCCUAAAUUUCAGGACAACUUUAGUCUCUUGCAUACUCUAUUUCUACGUCAUGCAUACCAAGUGGAUACUGGUGUCCAGCAACACAGAGAUUUCUGUCAUUUUCCUGGCAAAUCUUCCAUUUUUGAAGAUCUUUGGUCUGUUAAUUUUACCCAGGUGUCCUUAGAUUUUGAAGGGACCAAAAAUUCCAAAGGAGAGGCCCUUAAUUUUAUCUAUCCUUUUCCACUCUCUGUGUGGGCUUGCCUCCCAAAGAAAUGGGAACAAGCCCAGGCAGCAAUGCUGAAAGUUCCAUCUACUUCAAAAGUUAAACUUAAAUCUUCCACUACUUUUAGUAAUCAUACCAAGAACCAGGACUUUUCCGGUAAGGAGCAAUUCUGCCAAAGAUCAAAGACUGAGCAGAAUUUGAGAAGCAUCUACCUUACCCCAGAGGCAAAGGAAGUCUUGGAAGAAAGUUGUACUGUUAAUGAUGAAGAAAACGAUCAGGAUAUGGAAAUAUCUGCUGACAUCCAUGUUCUUCUGUAUUCAAGUGCACAUGUGAAGGUGCAACUCAAUCAUUAUCAGUAUUUGAUGCUACUUAGGAUGACGGAAAUGCUACAGACUUUUAAAGAGCAAUUUACCCUAGACACCCAGGAAAUAACUGGGUCACCUUUAGAUUCCAUAACCACUUGUAUAGGAAUCAUGUUCAACAGUACUGAGAUGGCUUUCCUAAUGCAUCCUGUUCCUUAUUCUUCACUAGAGGCUAGAUCUGUAGAUUCAGAUACUACCAGUCUAGUUGAAUCUGAACUCUCACUUUCAGAGAGUAGGGAAAGACUAAUUGCUGAAAGCACAAUGCUGAAGUCAGAUGUUAGCUCCGAGAAGGAAAAUAGUAGUCCCAUAAAAAUGUUAGAAGAUACUGGAACUGAGAAUACAGAUAGGAAUAUGACUGCAUCGCAAACUGACGGAUCCUUGAAAGAAGAAGAAGUUCAUUGUCAAAUAACUGGACAGAGGAGCCCUAUAGAAGAAGCACAUGAAGCUGAAGAAAUCCCCGAUGCAGAGAAAGGGUAUGAGCAUGUCAGCCUGUCUAAGACAUCUGAAGUUCUUCCUUCCAGACCAUCUUCCAUUGUAGAUCCUUUAGGUGGUAUACAUGUCUCUCUUAAUGGGCAAGAAGAGUUGAUUCCAUUGAGAAACAUGGAGUUGGAAUUAUCUAGUGCAUUGCAUAUAACAAAAGGUGCAACCAAGGAAGCCUUGCAUGUUACUAUGGACCUCACUAAAGAAGCCAUAUCAAUAACAAAAGAUGCUUUCAGCUUGAGCAAGGAAAAAAUGGCUUCCACUAUGCAGAAAAUGCUAUUCUACCCCCAAAUCAACAGAGAUAUUUCACCAAAGCCUGAAGAAGGAGCAGUGACUCAAGUAGGAAGUAAUAGUGAAAAUACUCGUUUCUCCUCCAUGAAGAAGACUUCUUCACAACAUUCCUUUGAUACCAAUUCAUUAGAUGGCAGUGGUCUUGAAGAUAGACUGUCAGUAGAUAGUGAUGGCAGUGAUGGCUUUGUAAUGCUUAUGGAUGCAGAGCCCAGUCUUGAUCUUCUUACAUUAGGACAACUUCCCCAGAUCCUCAAUGAUAGAGACAUUAGAGCAAGCUCAGUGGGUGACGAAGAAAGAGGAUCAACCUGUGUUAACAGCUCAGCUUCUCUGAGUGGACAGGAUCCUAAUACUCAGUUGGUUUCUGUGCUGGUGUUAAAAAUGAAUGAAUUGAACUGUGUAAUAGAAUCAAAGGGAGAUAAUAUGAUACUUGCUCUUCAAGCUAUGGAACUAACUCCUGAGCAUGUAGGAAAUAUCAGUAUGUGGCAGUAUCUGCAGAAUGCUCCCACAGCAGAUCCAAACACAGAGAAGUCUACAACUACUGAAACUAUCCAAACCCAACCUGUGGUGUGCUUACGAUAUGAAAUUGGACCAAGUGCUGCAGUGCACUCACCCCUGGCUGUCCAAAAUGGAUUUUUUCAUAUGCUGAUCCAUAGCUAUGAGGCAGAACUUCUGACAUCAUCUCUUUCCAGCAUUGGACUCUUCUUUGAAGAUGAAGUCAUUCCUGAAGUUAUUCCCAUGAAGAUUGAGAUUGUGAAUACCAAGAUUACAUUAAAGGAUGACAGUCCUCGAGUAUAUCAUACCACUCCUGGUCCUGUGCCUAUAAUUUUAGCCAUGGACCACAUUGUUGUUCAUUGUAAAGAUGAUGGCAUGUUCUUUAUAACAGCUGCACAGAGAGAAGAAACUUCUGCCCUGAAAGCAAUCCAGAAAAAUCUUAAGGAACAGCGUAUUCCAGCAGAGAGAAUCUCUAUAGUUUCAGCAGGAAGUGAUGAUGAGCCAGAGUUGAAAGCAGCAUUCACUUUGGAACAAGAGUUACAGGACACUCGGAGAGCUCUUGCAGAAGCCAAUCAGGACAAAUUACGCUUAUUGCAGGAAAUCAAGAAAUACAAUCCUCUCUUCCAGCUUUGACAAAAAGACUUGAGCAAGAGAUGCUCAAAGCAUUCAGAACUUACUACCAGCAUUGAAAAGGUUUGCUAAAAGCGAAGCAGUUAAUUUGUUCGCCUUCAUUCAAGAGCUGCUACCUUGAAAACAGAAGCAGCAUGCCAUUACAGGAGAUGGAAGUGGAGAUGUAGCAAGAAAGCACAUGGGAAUAAGAUGAACGGGAGACUGGAUUUAGUAGCCCAGCUGUAUCUGGAAAAAUAUGAAACUGUACUCUAGCUAAAGCAUGGCACUAUUAUCAGUUGAAUAGUGAGACAAGAAAAAAAAUUACUCAUGAGUUAUCAUAAAGUGGUGCUAAUAAACAUGUUUCUUGCUAUGACCUGUUUCUUACAGAUAGCUGUUUGGGACAUGCUCACCCCAUUCUGCUUAGCUCAGGCCUAAUUAGACAAUUCUGCUAUAGCAACAUGAGUUUGAAAUAUGGACUGGAGAUACAGUUACAGACCCAGCACAAGAAAAAAAAAAGUGCUCGGAACAGAAAAUACAAAAUCCAUCAUCAUUGUUCUUAGAGAAAAGAAUUGAGGUGGCCAUAAUUUCUCAUGAAAUUAUAUUUUCCCUAGUCUCCUUUCUUUAUAAUACUGUAAUCUAUCAAUGCAGUAUUGGUACACUAACCUUCCUUGUGCUUAAGGUUCACCACCUCCAUUAAAAUGGAUUUACAGCCAUUUUGGAGUACAAUUUGAUGAGAAAGUGCCUGAUUAAACAUUUUAUCCUUAUUCAUGAAAAUAUAAAUAACUUUAUUUUCAUAACUAUAACUAAUAAUGUUGGAGAGGUUUGGAAAUGAGAUCUGUCAAGUCACAGGUCAUGUCAAUGGAACAAAAACUUUUUCUGGAAGAUGUGGAAUGCUGCUAGAAAUUGUUUUAGCUGCAGAAUGGUUGACCUUUUUGCUAUCACUUUUGUAUGAUAUUUGGAAUGAAAGAAAAACAAUUUGGCUCUAAAAUACACAAUAGCAAUUUUUAUGAAUGUUUCUAAAACUAGAAUGAUAUCUCCAAAGAAAUAUUAGAAAAGUUAUAUAUUGCUUCCCAAAAUAGUUAUGUAUCCAUAACUAUGCCAAAAUAAAACAGAAGCAAAUAGUUGCUAAUAAUCCUUCUAUAACAGACCAUAAGAUUUUCAAUUAAAGUUAUCCAUACCAUCCAACUAUAACAGAAAACUCUCAUGGAUUUUAAUCUAGAUUUUUAUGACUUAGUUUUGACCACGUAUUGAAUGCAUUUAAGUUUUAUUAUAACCUGCUGUAACUGCCAAUCAAAUAGAUAACUGGCAGAAUCUAAAGUGAACAAAUUUGGAAAGCAUAUCAAAGGCAAAGAUUCCUUUGUUUUGAAUUUAAUUCCUGUUGAUUAUUUGGGCAGAUAAAAUUCAAAAUCUGAAUUUAUCCUUGUGAAAGCAAUUAGGGUUAGGCCAGGUUCUAGCAGCAUUUCUCACUAAAAUGUAGUUUUAACUCUAAGCCUGAUGUUCUUACAUAGAAAAGAGUGACUUUUAAAAUAUGCUGAGUCUUAUUAUUAUAAAUAGAUAUAGAUACUCAAAGUUUAUUUAGACCAAGGCAUGAAGGAUAAUAGAAAUUAAUUAGUAUGAGUUGGUAGGUAUCAAAUUGAACAAAGUUUAUACUGUUUUACACAUUUGAAUCCAAGAAUGGAAAUGUGCUAUAGGCAUUACUGAGCUUACCUUUACUAAGCCAGCUCAAAAUUCACAAAAAAUAUGUGUAACAUUGUCAGUUGUCCAGAAUACUUAAUUGACUAUCUAGUAACAAAAUAAGAGAGGAAUAGGAAGAAAACAGACUGAUUUUGAAGCUCUGGCAUCUGUACUCAGAUAAAUCUUGAAACAUAAUACAGGUAAUCCUCGAAUUACGAAUGUAAUGGAGCCUGCCCAUUCCGUUCUUAACUCAAAAACUUGUGGGAGUGAAUCUUGUACCUUGAACGCAAUUCAUUCCCUACUUGUUAAGACACACGUGGCUCAUUAAGUGAACAUAAGGUAUCUCAGGGUGGGGAAGGCCAUGGAGGGCCUAGUGGAACAGGUCCCAAUGCCUUCCCGACCCACUAAGAUACCUCUUGCUUCCCUCUCCCUUCCUGCCGUGCGGGACUCACCUUGAAAAGAUCUUUUUUUCUGCCACAGCUCCUGCUGCCGCCCGAAUCUAAGGCUGGGGAGCGCUUACACAGGUCUCUGGAGGCUGGAUUCGGGUGUCUGAGGCCUUUUCCAGGCCGCUGCCACCCAGAAGUGAGGCCGGGAGACACUUCCGCAGCUCUCUGGAGGCCCGUUUCUGGGUGGCAGUGGCCUGGAAAAGGCCAACAACGCCUGGAUCAGGCUUACAGAAAGCUGUGGAAGCGUUCCCCGGGCUCAGAUCCAGGUGGUAGUGGCCUGGAAAAGGCCUCUGGCGCCUGGAUUGGGCCUACUGAGGGAUGCAGAAGAGUCCCCCGGCUUUGGUUCUGUUCUCAGUUGCAGAGAACAAAGGCCUAAAAUAGCAUGAGAUCACACAAGAUCAGUAGUGUGAGAUUUCGCGCCACUGAUCUCAUGUGAUCUUGCGUUACUUUAGGCCUUCAUUUUCUGUGAAUGCACCAAAAGCCUGGAGCAGCCAAGAAAGUGAAGGAUCACAAUCUUUGCAGGGUGAGUAUUGAAAAGACCUGAGGUGGGGUUGGGGAGGGAGGGAAUAACCAGGGUGAAUGUUGUAUCACUGUGGUCGCUCGUAAGGGUGAACAACUGCCAUGGUGCUGCAACAUUCGUAAUUUCGGGACUUGCUUUUAAGCACUAGGGGUCUCUUAUUGUGUAAUUUUGAACAUUCACUAAGGGAAUGCUCAUAACUCGGGGAUUACCUGUAUAGGAAAGGAUUGUGAAUUUUUAUAGCAAUUUUUCAAGCAGCAUCUUGUCAAAACAAUAUAAUGGAUCAGAGUGCAGUUAUUAUAUGUCCUUUAUAGAUGGCAUUUUCUGUUUUUUAAAAAAUGGAACAUGGUGAGGAUAACAAGCUUUAGUAAACAGCUGUUUGCUUGAUAUUAUCCAAUUUGUUUAUAAUAACAUGCUAAAUUUAGUUUAUGCACUACAGCUAAUCUUUGUCUAAUAAUUAUAGUUCUUAGUUGAAGCACCCACCUGUUACAGAAUGAUCUUUUUCUCAAAUUUCUGCUUUUCUGCCUGGAUUGCAAUAGAGCAGUCACGAUCUCAUUUUCACCAUGUGAAUUAUGAAGAACUUUUUUUAAAAAAAGCUUCUGCUUCUAAUAAUUUGUUAGCCUUUGGGGUUAUUUGUAGAAUUGCUGAACUCUAGGAAGUUUUGCAGCUGUGCUGUGCUUCUGUCGGUUUCUUUAAUUUAAUGGUAAUGUUUUUUGCUUAUAAGAUUGCAUGUAUUCUGGAUUUUGCCUGUUUGCUAUGUAAGGAACAGUUGUUGCUUUUACACUUUUCCUGUUAUCUCUGUUACAAUAUUCUAAACAAACCCAGGCCAUGCACUGGAGUAAACAUUAUUCUGUCUCUCCAUAUUGGAUAAUGCCCUUAUGGGACAGUCCUUCUUUAAUAUACUUGCAAAAGCACUCUUUAUCUAAAGAGUAGUGUGCUUUUGCAGAUGUAUAUGCCUAUUUUUUCUGAUGAAUAGAACAGUCUGUGACUAUAUGAAACUGCUGAUAACCAAAAUAACACAUGUAACUGUAUUUUCUGUCAACUUUGACAAGAAGUUUGUUAAUGAAUAUGUGGUUGUUUUUUUCUCUAGAUCUAAUUGUUGAAUAAUUGCCCAAAUAUGUUGGUUUAUUUGAACAAAUACAUGUGCACCCAAUUUUUUGAAAUUAGAAUGAGGCAAGUGUGAACAUUUACAUUCGGUGAAAUACACAUUCUGUUCACAAAGUAACUUUUCAUUUAGAAAUGCAGCAGGGUACAAAAAUCACAGUGUAUUUUAUUAUACUAUAUAGUCUCUGCAUUUUUGACUAAAAUAAUUUUAUGUCUUCCAAUAUAAAUUUGGUUUAAAAUAAGGCAAAAUGUAGAAACUGUAAACUGUAUACUGUGGCAAAUAAAUUGGUGUAGUAUGCUUGUUUCAGUUAAUAGAAACUACAGCUUAUUAGCCUGUUAUGGCAUGAAUGCCUCAGAUGCUUCCGCUAUGUUGAGAACAAUUAUUUAUCUAAACGUAACACGAGAAUAAGAGGAAAUCCAUUGAAGCUGAUAUUUGACUACAAAAAGUAUUUUAGUCUGGUUCUGUUUUUGAAGAUGUUUUCCUUCUAUGCUGUAUUUAUAUAUGUGAAGAACAAAACUCUUUAUAUAAUGUCAUAGCUGACAUAUCAAAAAAUUAAUUUUAAAGCUCUACACUAUAAGUCUGUAUAACUACUUCUGUAAUUUCAAACAGGAGAGUAUAUGGGAAUAGACAAUAUGUGGUACAAGUCUCACUUGAAAUCUAAGCCUUCAGUAUAUUGGAUCUCUUUCUCACACAAUAUGGUUUCCUCUUGACUAUACUGGUUCUGUGAACCACUUUUAAAAAAAUAUGUAUUAAAAUGCUUAACUUCUAUUUCCAUUUAUUUAUUUCUCAGGCUUAGGUUCCUAUCUUAGACUUUAUUUAUAUUUAUUAAUUUAUUUGUAUUGAUAAUUGCAAUUAAUAUACAUUGUGAACAUUUCUGAACUUUUCAAAAACACUUAAGGGCCUUAUUAAAAUGACAAGUUUUAAAAGUU